This is a messenger RNA of Galendromus occidentalis (western predatory mite), 1256 nucleotides long. Its product is annotated as egl nine homolog 1. Gene Ontology annotation, biological process: cellular response to hypoxia. The record is from RefSeq and is a predicted model, not a curated record. Gene Ontology annotation, molecular function: peptidyl-proline dioxygenase activity; L-ascorbic acid binding; ferrous iron binding. NCBI's taxonomy places the organism in Eukaryota, Metazoa, Arthropoda, Arachnida, Mesostigmata, Phytoseiidae. Bases 1 to 1092 code for a protein of 363 amino acids. The transcript has 7 exons.
AUGAAGACGUCGGACGCACUUUACAUCCACCACGGAUUCGCAUCAUCUCGGCAUGACGAAUUUUCUAGCGGAGCUAUCCGCUGUACUGGGAAUCUCCCCGUCGAGAAGAGGUAUUGCAGCAAAGAGCAUCAAGUGAAGCAUUGGCCCGCUCAUAAACAUGUUUGCAAGGCAUCCCGCCAGCAACCGAUCACUGACUUCAAGCCUCUGAAUAAUGAAACUCGGGGGAAUGAGCGGAACGGGAGCGAUCCGAUGAGUGAAGAUGAGUUGCGUUCGAUUGUGAAUGACUUAUGCAACAAUCACACCCAAUGGAUCGACAGCCUCAGCAAACAACUCACGAUUCCCCCGCCCGACGAUAGCUGGCUGGAGCAGAUGAAAGUACAGGUUGUGUACGAUAUGAACAGUUUCGGAGUUUGUGUGGUGGAUAAUUUCUUGGGGUCCGAUCGGUCGAAUGAAAUCUACGCCGAAGUUGUUCGGCUGUAUCGUCAGAGGAGCUUGUUCCAACGGGGACAAGUUGUCAACGAAGCCGGCAGCGGGGGCGUGAUGGUUCGCGGUGACCACAUCGCUUGGCUGGAAGGCACCGAACCUUACUGCAACAACAUUCGCUUCCUGAUUAGGUCAUUGGACUCGAUCGUGGCCCGGUGCGUCGCUCACACGAACUCCGCUGGAGAAAUGGGGCUGUACCGAAUAACACAACGCACAAAAGCAAUGCUGGCUUGUUAUCCCGGAGGAGGGAGCAGGUACGUGAAACACGUCGACAAUCCAAACUUCGACGGUCGGAAAAUCACGUGCAUCUAUUACGUCAACAAGGAUUGGAACGGGGAGCGGGACGGAGGGCUGCUCCGCAUUUUCCCCGAAAAUCACAGGAACCAUGUCGCCAGCGUGGAACCAAUUCUCGACCGGCUCGUUAUGUUCUGGUCUGAUCGACGCAAUCCUCACGAGGUGCUUCCCGCGCAAAAGAUGCGAUUUGCAAUCACUGUUUGGUAUCUCGAUGAUAACGAGAUUGCCAUGCAAACAUGCUUGCCUGGCGGCUCCACAGUCGCUCAGAGCUCCAAGAAUCAGAUGAUGGCGCCUUUCCAAUACGGCAAUACUUAGGAAGAAUGUGGAUCUAUUGGAUAGCCAUAGUCAUAAUCGAUGGGCUAAAUUCAGUCUGACCGUUCUCGGUCCAAUGUGAGCCUCGACGACUUAGAGUCACCACAAAUGACCGAACUUUAUCGCUCAAAAAGGGAAGCGCAAAGGGAACACCUCGAUGAAUGAUG